AAUAGCGUCCACGCGUCCAUGUGCCGGUCACGCGGUACAACAUCGCGAUGGUGUAGAAUAUUUUUUUCGCUCUUACAAACGGUUUGACAUUCAGCCGCGGCGGACCUGCACGAGCGCGCGCUCAGACGAGAACGGAUAUAAAACGUACGAAACACGUAUAAUAUAUAAUUGUUGUUGAUACCAUUAAUACCUAUUGGGCAGGUACCGCGUCUUAGGUACCGAAUUUUUUUCCGAACAUUUCGUCCACGGUUUUUCGCCCGCGCGCUGUAUCGUCGCCAGGAACGUUUCGACGUCUCAUUCCGCCGCCGCGUCACACGUCGGUCCAACUCGAGUGGCCGCGUUCGGUUCGAUGCGUAUUAUUAAAUAUUAAAUAGUAAUAUCGUUGUAAUAUAAUUUAUAAAGUGCCAGUUGGCCGCGACUGAUACCGCUGUAAAUAUAGUAAUACUUUUGUUUUAUAGUACCUACUUAGUUUCGUAUUAUUUGUUAUUCGGUCCGUUGCGAGCAGGGUCCGUGGGCAGUUUACAUCGAAAAAUUCAUCUGCAGGUGAUCAAUAAAUACGUUCAGCGGGCAUGUCAUCCGAAAAACAAAAGUUAUCGAAGUUUUUUUUUCAUUUCUGACGUUCGAUAAAUGGCUUCAGAUAUAAUACCAUUAGAACAUAACAAUACCGAAAAUGAAAUGCGAUUGUCGAGGAAUAAACGUUUUAACGUAUUUCAUAUGCCUCUCUUUUAUACCAGUGUCAUUGUGCCUAAUGCAGAAUGUAUUAAAUCUGAAUUACUGGCAAUGUGUAAUGAAAAGAACAGAUCAAUGUCCAGACAUGGAUAUCAAAAUAUUUUUGUAUUCCAGCGGUGCUAAACGGAAAAAAUUGAUCGAUGUUCGAAACAAGAACACACUCCGGUACAGCGGUUGGGAUCCUAGCAAAAAAAACGUCAUCAUUAUUCACGGUUUUAAUGGAACAGAAAGCAAGACCCCGAUGACAAUCAUCAGAAACGCGUACCUGAACCGAAAAGACUACAACGUGUUCACCGUGGAUUGGGAGCCGCUGACGUUCUUCCCAUGUUACCUAUCCUCGCUGAGCAACACCAGGCUGGUGGCCCAGUGCACGGCCCAGUUCUACGCCCACCUCACCUAUUCAGGAGCAUCAGCGUACGACAUACACUGCGUCGGCCACAGUCUCGGGGCCCACAUAUGCGGCAUGAUAAGCAACCACUUGACGCACAGACAGCACAAGAUCAUAGGUCUAGAUCCGGCCAGGCCGCUGGUGGACAGGUACGGUUCAGCCGAGUUCCGUUUAACCAGGGACGACGCGACCACGGUUCAGGUGAUACACACAAACGCUGGAUUCCUCGGCGAGGCGCCACAAGUGGGACACGUCGACUUUUGCGUGAACGGCGGCCGCCUGCAGCCUAGCUGUGCCAAGGAGCCUAGGAAUAUCCGCCGGGCCCGGUGCAGUCACUUCUUGAGCGCUUGUUUCUUCGCGGCUUCCGUCUCGGAACGGGGUAAGCGCCACCAAGGCGUGCCCUGCACCUCCACCUGCGAACCACUGUCCAGGUCGUACGGCAAAGACGUGCCAGUAUCCAUGGGAUUCCACACUCCGGACAACGCACGAGGAACGUACUGCAUUCAAAUGCGUAACAGUAAAGCGUGUCCAUUCGAUUAGACCAGAACCUCCAACAGGAGACGCAGAACCGGAGAAAACGACCCGAGGACAGUUAAUAUUAUAUACAACAUGGCAACGAAAACACAACAGGAAUAAUGCGUGUCACGAGAGACGGAAAAUCCCCGGACUAAAACCAAAGAUUGUUGUAUGCGACCGGUUACCGUAUAGUUAAAUAUCAUUAUACCGUUUCUAUUAUGUAUAUUAUAACAACGUGUACAAUAUAAUAUAAUAUUAUGUAGUAAUUAUUAUUAAUAUAUAUGAUACGAUACAAAAUACUGUGUGAAAUAAAUACACUGUCGGCACUCGUCA
Messenger RNA from Acyrthosiphon pisum (pea aphid), 1966 nucleotides. Its product is annotated as phospholipase A1. The transcript has 9 exons. Gene Ontology annotation, biological process: lipid catabolic process. The record is from RefSeq and is a predicted model, not a curated record. Lineage: Eukaryota; Metazoa; Arthropoda; Insecta; Hemiptera; Aphididae. Gene Ontology annotation, molecular function: serine hydrolase activity; lipase activity. Bases 671 to 1657 code for a protein of 328 amino acids.